AUGAUCGUGGCGGCGGGGAAAGACAUGUCCAUACCCCAAGGCAGCACGAUGAUGCCCACGAAAAGUCUGUGCCCAAUAGGUCUGGUGGACUGGCACGGUGGCGAAGAUGACGCCGCCGAUGAGGAAGAAGGUCAUCGAGAUGAGCAUGACGGCCGAGGCUCGGAAAUGGGUCAAGACCAAACCCGUGGCGCCGGCAGCGAUCAGUCCGCUUAUGGCGAUAGGGCUGAACUGGGCCGAGGUGAGAAGAGGGGUCUGCUUUCUCAAGACUUCGAGAAGAUUCAAAGAGUAGAAGACGUAGAUGCCGAAGCUGCCCCAGCCGGCGCUGAUGCAGGCCAGAACGAAGAGGGAGUCGAUGCGCAGGACGCCAAAUGGAUCAGCGGAUGGCUCACCCUCGUUUCGACGAACACGAAGGCGAUAAAAACGAAAAUGCCAACGAGCAUGAUGCUGGCGGCGACGCCGAGAAUGGAUCCCAAGACAUCGACACGCUGCCAGACAGUGGAAUUCCAAGGUUGUGGGCCCUUCGGCGCUGGGGUUGCGGGAAUGGCAAAAAUGGCGAGGACGGCCAACAAAAGGCAACAAGCUGGAAAAGACGCUGCCGACAAGGAAUCCUCCUGGGCCACUGGCACCAAACAGGCUGAACAUCAUAUUUUGGCGAAGGCUUGGAUCGUAGACGCGAGCGAGGACGGCGAUGGCAUUAGGAAGCAGGAAGGCCGGGCCGAUGCCCUGCAUGGCGCGGCAGAAGAUGAAGAAGGCCGGGCUACUGUAGACGGCAAAGCCAGCGACGGCCGACCACACUCCGAACCAAGCGUAGCCGCCAAUGAAGAAGAGCUUGUGGCCGAACACAUCGCCCAGGCGGCCGGCGAUGAGGAUGCAAGUGCCAACGGAUUGACCAAUAAUGUGCUGGGGUACGAUGCUGGUGGCAAGACAGGCUUGAGUGAGGAACUGCGAGGAGACGUUGACGGCGAUGAAGAAGAACUCGCCGGCGACGGAAGGGGGCCGUUGGACCCGGGCAUCAAAAUGUUGCAGCAGAUAGUUCUCUAA
Endocarpon pusillum Z07020 is the source of this 1041-nucleotide messenger RNA. RefSeq lists its product as uncharacterized. The record is from RefSeq and is a predicted model, not a curated record. NCBI's taxonomy places the organism in Eukaryota, Fungi, Ascomycota, Eurotiomycetes, Verrucariales, Verrucariaceae. The coding region runs from base 1 to 1041 and encodes 346 amino acids. The transcript has 4 exons.